GCGGCACUCCCCCUAUCGCACACUGGAGCCAGUGCGUCCUCCAGUGGUACCAAAUGAUUACGUACCUAGCCCAACCCGUAAUAUGGCUCCCUCGCAGCAGAGCCCUGUGAGGACAGCUUCUGUGAAUCAAAGAAAUCGAACUUACAGCAGCAGUGGGAGCAGCGGCGGAAGCCACCCGAGCAGCCGGAGCAGCAGUCGGGAGAACAGUGGAAGCGGGAGCGUGGGCGUUCCCAUUGCUGUUCCUACUCCGUCUCCUCCCAGUGUCUUUCCAGCCCCUGCUGGCUCUGCUGGUACUCCUCCCCUUCCUGCUACUUCUGCAUCUGCCCCUGCCCCUCUUGUUCCUGCUACUGUCCCUUCCUCCACUGCCCCAGACGCUGCUGCUGGGGGGGCCCAGGCCCUUGCUGAUGGCUUCACUUCUCCAACUCCCCCUGUUGUUUCUUCCACUCCCCCCACAGGUCAUCCUGUUCAGUUCUACAGCAUGAACAGACCUGCUACUCGCCAUACUCCUCCAACAAUAGGGGGCUCGUUGCCCUAUAGACGCCCUCCUUCCAUAACGUCACAGACAAGCCUUCAGAAUCAGAUGAACGGAGGACCUUUUUAUAGCCAGAAUCCAGUAUCUCUUGCUCCUCCUCCUCCCUCCAUUCUACAGGUAACUCCUCAGUUACCUUUAAUGGGAUUUGUGGCCAGAGUCCAAGAAAAUAUUUCAGAUACACCACCUCCACCACCACCUGUGGAAGAACCAGUCUUUGAUGAGUCCCCCCCUCCUCCUCCUCCCCCAGAAGAUUAUGAAGAGGAGGAAGCAGCUGUGGUUGAAUAUAGUGAUCCUUAUGCUGAAGAGGACCCACCGUGGGCUCCAAGAUCUUACUUGGAAAAAGACACUGGACAACAGGCAGUGGUAGACUGUGACCCCGUGAUGGAGAAGGAAGUCAAACAAGGUAAACCUUUGAUUGUCCUAGCUUGCUAACUAGGGGAAAUUUCU
Leptonychotes weddellii (Weddell seal) is the source of this 979-nucleotide messenger RNA. The record is from RefSeq and is a predicted model, not a curated record. NCBI's taxonomy places the organism in Eukaryota, Metazoa, Chordata, Mammalia, Carnivora, Phocidae.